AUGUCCAGAAUUCAUAUCGAGCAGCGACAUAUCAACGGCUUAGCAGAUGGCAUCCAUAUUGGCGAUAAGAAUUUCAACUAUAUCUAUUUGAACGGUGCCGGUUCCCAGUUGACCUUGAAGCAAUUUUCUAAGCAAACUCAUGAAAAGGUGACGACAGAUUGGAAGAAUACUGGGACAUGCGAGUGGCUGCGGAGAAAGCCCGAAUUCCAAAAAUGGGCUCAAUUGGAUAACUCGAAUUCAUUUCUAUGGAUGCAUGGUUUCCAGGGAUGUGGAAAAACUACGCUGAUGUCUCGUGCAAUCGAGGGAAUCCGUGAAGAAUGGCUUACUGGGGCAAACCCCGAGGCAAUCCAUCUUCUGUAUUUCUACAUUGGUUACGGCGACGAUGAGCAGAACCAGCAGCUUUACAAGACCAUGCUGAUGACAUUUUGCGAGCAAGUUCUUGACGGAGACGAUGCACGAUCAUCCGAUGUGUACGGCACCCGCCCCUGCGAUGAGAUUCAACAUAAGCUCAACCGCCUCCUUGCUACAGCUCAACGUGAUGUGUUUAUCGUUAUUGAUGCCCUAGAUCAACUCCCCCAAGAAGACCGACGAAAGCUGCUGAGAGGACUAAAUGAUCUCGUCCAAGAACGCAAGAAAGAGAAAAAUGAAUUUCGACUUGCUGUAAUCAUCAGCUCGCGGGAUUGCACUGGCUUCGACAAGUUACGUGAACAUCACAUACUACAGAUUCAGAUUAAGCCUAGCGACAACGCUGACGACAUUCAAAAGUACUUAAAGAUGAAACUUGACUCGGAUCUUUUUGAGGAUCGGCCUGACCUCCGCGAGAGAGCCCUUUAUGAGUUAGUCGACAAGGCGGAUGGAAUGUUCCUAUGGGCCAAGCUACAAGCAGAGAAUAUCUGCAGAAUAAAUUACGAGCAAGAUGUCCUAUAUGUCCUAGAAACCCUCAUUCUACCUGGGGAUAUGCCUAAGAUGUACGAAAGGUACGCCACGGGAUUCGAGGCCUUAAAGUUUCAACCCAUCGAGAAGCAGAUCGCUGUAAGAACCAUAGCGCUGUUGGCACAAACGACUGGAUCAAUCCAAAAGGAGAUCCUAUUCGUGGCUCUCGCUCUCGAUACCGACAGCGGAAAACCGGAUUUAGAUCUGUACAGACUUUUACGCGACGAGCCGGCUAGGAUUGUUCGCGAUUGCAAACACUUGGUCGAUAUUAACGAGCACCUCGGAGUCUUUCGGUUCUGCCAUAUGUCUAUCUUCGAGUUCUUUAGAGCCUACAAGCCAGCCGUUAACCAUCGUCGAGUUGUGCAGCUCUGCUUAGCCCAUCUAUGUCUGUCGGACUUCUCAAAGGGGUCUUAUGAUGAUGCGGAAUGGUUUAAUUACGGCAGUCUUCGUCCUGUCCUCCAGAGACACCCAUUCCUGGAGUUCGCUUCCUGUAACUGGGCUGCCAGUAUGAGGAAGAGCAUAGAAAUAAAUGCAGGCACGAAUAUUCAGGAGAGUCAUAGAGAAAUCUUGCGGCUUCUAGAGAGGCUUUUUGCAGAGUCUUCCACUGUGGAAACAUGGGGUAAUUUGCGGUUGUCCUUUCAAAUAUUCUCACUGAACCAUGGGAGGUCAAUAACAUCUGGAAUCUUUCCUGAGCACAUAGUUAGCUACUUUGCGCUCCACGAAUUUUUCGAUACUUUCAGGGAGAAGGGUUGGCUUAACCCAACAAAAUGCGACCAUGAAGGUUUAACAGCCAUGCAUUGGGCUAUUCGAAACGAAGCUAAACAGGACGAGAGGAAGAAGGACACUGCCCUUGUUGUCCAGAAGCUUAUUGAGCUAGGGGGUGACAUGAAUGCACGCGAUAACGAGGGCCGUACACCGCUCUAUUAUGCCUCACAUUAUGGAAAUGUCCACGUGGUAACGAUACUUCUCGAAAGAGGUGCCGAAUUGAAUACUCAAAGUAACAGCAACGAAACGCCCUUAAUUGCUGCUUGCAGGAAGCAUCACGAGGAAGUUAUUUCGAAACUCCUGUCCGCAGGUGCUGACGUCAAAAUCCAGUGUCCUGAUGGCACUGCUUUACAAGCCAUUGCCUUAAUUGGUUGUGAUUCCUGUGCCGAAUUAAUUAUUGAUCGAUAUGGAGAAGAACCCAUCGUCGAAGGAAAAGGCCCUUUCAGUACGUCUCUUCACGCUGCAGCAUUUCACGGUCAUGCCAGGAUUGUGCAACUUCUCUGCGUAAAGGGGUUAGAUAUUCAUGCCACGGACGAGACAUACGGGAGUGUCCUCACAGCAGCGGCGUCUGGGUGCAACCCGAUCAUGGAUCCAAAGCCUUUCUACGACAUAAUCAAUAGGAUGAUCAAUCGUGGUGCGGAUAUCAACGAUCCCCAUGGAAUGUGGGGGCCAGCUCUCCGCCCAGCAGCUUUCUUCGGACACGUAGAACUUGUUCGGUUACUCUUGGAGAAAGGAGCUGAGGUCCGUCUCGCUAACGGUCCAAUGGGUACUGCAUAUGAAGCCGCAGAUGAAAGAGGCCAUCAGGAGAUCAAAGACCUUCUAUUGGAAUACGACCCAAACGCUGCAACUUAUGGCGGUCAGGGCCUUACCCAGGUCUCACUUCCAACUCUUGGUCGCCUUCUCUGGGAGGUAUUUAGCAUGGCUUUAAAAGCUGGGAAUAUGACACUUAUCAACCGAUUAGUUGGACAAUACGAGAUGUUUGUUGGCGAGGAGAUUGAAAAGGGCCGAACGACUCACCUUGAAGGGAUGAUUAUCCUUGCUAAGUACGUUUUUAUCGACGUGAUAAAAAUGAUUACAUUGACAAAUACCGAGGCAGAAGUACGAUCCAAAAGAUGGUUAUCAAAGGUACAAGAAAAGGGCGAAAAUAAAGCAAAGAUAGAAAAAAGAGAGAAGAAAUUACUACAUAGAGUUAAGACGCUACUUCAGCGUCUUUUUUCUUGCCCUUGCUGCUGUGGUCUGCUAGGAAAGCCAAAACCUACAUCCGAACAAAUCCCCCCUGAAACUGGGAAGAAUCAAUCCCUACCGAAAACAAUUUCUGGGCGACUUCAGUCAACAACUUCCAUUCCUACCUCUAUGAAGCAGAGGCAAUCUCCGCACAUAGGGGUCCUAGGCGGACGACUAUCUUCGCUCUCAGAGAGUUUUCCUACUUCAGGAUCUCCUUUCUCGCGACGACAACCGCUCCUAUCCGCAGAAGAUACUUUGGAAGGAUAUUUUCCCGAUGUAGUGGACAGAUUCACACAGACGGGAGUGAAUGUAUUGGAACAAGCUAUUUUGAUCGGAAAUGUCCAAGUGAUAAAGCUAAUCGCCGAUACGUGGGUUGAUGUACUAAACCACCUACUCUCACACGCCGGGUUUGGGGAACCUUUACUCGAAAAAGUACUGCAGAACCGAACCAUCGAGUUAAAAAGACACCUUAUCAAUCCUGAGUUGGAGUUAACGGAAAGAUUCAAGAGAGCUGAGGGACUCGCCCGUGUCGACCUUGGAGAACAAGGGCAGACGCCCGUGAGAGAGAUAAUCAGAAUCUUUUCAACGAGGUUCUCAGCUGCUGUCCGAUCAAGGGAUAGGAUUAACGCUGAGAUAUGCGGCCAAGCUGGUCUAGAGUUCGUGAUAGCGGCGGCCUUAAGUCCGAAGAGGAGUUUGAUGGAUAAGCUUAACGAGGAGUGGGCGAGACAAUGGAACAUAGCAGUUGAAGCUGAGAUGGACGACCUAGUUAACGAAAUACUCAACCAAAGAUGGGAGGAAUAUCAGAAAUAUAUCACGGCCAAGAGGCGAGAUAAACCUCUCGGACUAGCGAUUGCGGCCAUGGGGACUCUAGGGGCAGCUAUUCAGAAGGGAUUCAUCGUAGUGACGCAAGCGCUUCUGGACAUCAUCAAUUUAGGCUUUCGCUGGACUACCUCGCUCGAGUCAUUGGAAGAGCAGGGAAGGCAGUCGUCACACGUCUUUAACGGUUCCCAACAGAGCGAUCUAAACGACUUUGACGUCGGAAGAGUUUUUGACGCUGCUAUCAACUUGUUUGCAACAGCCGAGGGAACUAAUCCCAACCGCUUGCACACUUUCGCUCUAACGAUUCUAAACGCUAUAGAAUCUGCUUCUAAUGAAUUUCAAGAGGCUCUAAAAGAAUUGGUUCUUCAACGUAUUCAGACCGCCCGAAAAGGGGUCCAUGCCCCUGAACUCAGCCAGUAUCUUAUUGAGGUAUCUACAACAAUUGUUUACCUUCUUAAUACUGCAUGGAGUAUCAAGGGCGACGGCAUGUGUAAGACAAUUUUAUUACUGAAGAAUUUAACCCGGGCGCUGCCGAAACUAACGGAAAAGAGCGAGCUUGCUCGAUAUGAGCACGCUAUCCGGUUUCUUAAGCUACAGGAAGAAGAGACCGAAGUAUAG
Messenger RNA from Daldinia vernicosa, 4359 nucleotides. RefSeq lists its product as uncharacterized. Gene Ontology annotation, molecular function: protein binding. NCBI's taxonomy places the organism in Eukaryota, Fungi, Ascomycota, Sordariomycetes, Xylariales, Hypoxylaceae. The record is from RefSeq and is a predicted model, not a curated record. Gene Ontology annotation, cellular component: ciliary inversin compartment. Gene Ontology annotation, biological process: protein localization to ciliary inversin compartment. The coding region runs from base 1 to 4359 and encodes 1452 amino acids. The transcript has 6 exons.